CCCCCCCCCCCCCCCUCUCGCCGCGGAUUUGUCGUUGCAGCGUUGUUGAUGUUGAGAGGCUCGCAGUUCAUUCCCCACACGGCGAUCUCCGCUUCACCUCCCGCGGCAUCGCUCUCCGCUCACCCGCAAGAUGGCAACAGAAAAACAAGCGUUACGGGAUGGAGGGCACCAAAUGCCUAUGUCGCCUCCGCCGUACCCAGUGCAGGAAGCCUCGGCAAACGGCACGCCACAGGGCUACUCCAUGCCCAUGCACCCGUCCGCCAUGGCGAUGGGUAACGAGGGAUACAUGCAAGAGACUCAGUUCAACAGCGGUGUACCCCAGGGGUACGUCAUGUCCGCCAAUCACCCCGCUGGGCCGAUGGGAAUGGCGGGAUAUGGGCACCAAGGAUACACCGUGCAGUACCAGCCUUGCGCUGGUGCCUACGUGCCAGUCUACCCGAUGGCAAAUAACAUGGGGCCAUGUCUGCCCGGCAACAACGGGAUGACGCAAGGGGGGCAGCAGUUGCCCCCUUCUGUCGGGAUGAUGAACCCGCCGAGACCCCCUCACGACUAUCUUCCGAUCGCAGUGUUGACCACGGUGUGCUGCUUCUGGCCCACUGGGAUCUUUGCCAUAAUCAAGGCCGUCCAGGUGCGGACGGCCAUCGCCCGCGGGGACAUGGUUUCGGCGGAGAUCGCGUCCCGCGAAGCACGUAACUUCUCCUUCAUCAGCCUGGCUGUGGGCAUCGCUUCCAUGGUCCUCUGCGCCAUACUGACGGUGGUGGUGGUCAUCGCGGCCCAGCAUCACGAUGAUGAGUGGGACCCUUAGCCCGGCCCCCCCCGACAUAUCCCCCCACCC
This is a messenger RNA of Leucoraja erinaceus (little skate), 835 nucleotides long. Its product is annotated as proline-rich transmembrane protein 1-like. The coding region runs from base 131 to 805 and encodes 224 amino acids. Lineage: Eukaryota; Metazoa; Chordata; Chondrichthyes; Rajiformes; Rajidae. Gene Ontology annotation, cellular component: membrane. The record is from RefSeq and is a predicted model, not a curated record. The transcript has 4 exons.